AAAAAAAAAAGCCCUGAAACUUUCCACGGGAAGCGGGCACUUUUCGCAAAACAUGAAUUUAGUUGGCAGUCUGACGGUAGUGGUGUUACCGAUAAAAACCGGUUGUUACCACCAGUUCAUACCGCACUGAGACCUGCAGGUCCCUGGCAAACGCUGCCCACAUCCACCACCGCCUGUGGCAGAAAUACUGAUUUUGAUGGUGCAUGGUCGCCAGAGACUUGGUGUCACUUUUCCUAAGUGUCUGAGUAAUUAACCUCUAGAAUGUGGUGUAAGCGAGCACAUUGCCCCGGCCUCAGUUCUCCUUGCCCUUUCCCUCAAGGGCUGCUUGUCCGUCUGUCCAUCCAUCCUUCCCUCCCCAGCCCCUGGUUUGGCAGCAAGCGGCUCGGCAUCCCCAGGGGCAGUGGCUUAUCAGCUGUGGGUGAAAAUGCUUUGUGCUUAUCCCUUGCUUAUCUGCACGGGGUCUGCUGGGGCCUGAUUAGGGGUUGCAAAGCGAUGUUCAGAUGAAAGGUGCUACGGGGGAAAGGGUUGCAUCCACAGAUUAUUUAUCCCCUGCGCACGCUCCGAACGCCGGCCAGGCUUCCCAGCCUCCCCACCGCCUGCUCCAGGCCGGGGAUGGUGCCAAGGUUUGAUGUCCUGCUCGGUCCAACGUGGCAAAAGGACCAUCGCCUCCCUAAAUUAGCAAUGAUUUAGUCUGAUUCACGCUGGCAAUUCCUGCGUGCCUUCGUUUCAGGGGACUGGCGGAGAGUGGGAGGGGGAGCUACAUGUUUUAAACUCCAGCUCCCUGCAGACCUCAUUGAGCUGUAUUCCCCCCCUGCCUGCGAGGUUUGUUUGCAACUCUCCUGUGCAUCCAGAGGAGAAUUAGCUGCUUUGGUGUGUGGCCCUGGGUUUGCACAUGGAAAAGCCAAGUAAAUAUAUGACAUUGCUGGGGAAACUUCAGAGAAAAUUAGCCACAGCUUCUCCCACCUUCCCCUCCCUGGGGUUCCUGAGCAUCCCCGAGUAGAAGCUUGCAGGAUUCUCUCCACCCACACUUUUUUUCCGACUUUAAGCUCUUCCCACCCUCUCCCUGCAGUGCUUCGCCCUCCUUCCUCCCAGCUGAAACCCCACUGCUUUCCCAAACUCCUGGCGACCUCCCCGGGUGGGGUGCGGGUGGCCGGUCGGGGCCAGGGGCCGGGAUGCUCCCCCAGCCCUGCAGCGCGGGGGGGACCGGGGUGGGAACGCUCCGGCUGUGACUCAGCGCGCUCGCGCUCUUCAGGAACAGGAUUUCAAGGGAUUUCACACCCCAAACACAACCCCAGCUUUCUCUCGCUCAGCAGAAAUGAGAGAUCAAAAAAAAAUGCACCGAUUCUGGUUUUCCUUCGGUGUAUAUAGACCUGUGCUCAGCUUUUAAGGUAGCGGUGAUAACCGUGCUAUGCUGGUAAUCCAUGGCAGCGAAAGAUCCCAUUUCUCUCCAACUUGUUUGCAUUGUGCCCACCAUACAUUUUCUAAACAGAAUAAAACACCCAAGGGCUCUUAAUUUUUAAGCAAAUGGUUGUAACGUUGCUGUGUCAGGGGCACGCUGUCCCUCCCCAUUUUGCAGACUGGGACGCCAACUCAUGGAGGGACAAAAAUUCUCAGUGCCAGCAGCAGCUUGCUGUCGCGUUUUGAGGCGCGGGGUAUCCAUUUGUUUUAAAAGCUCAGAUAAGAUCCAUACCUCUCAUCUUUUUUCUUCCUUACUGCUUUUGUUCCUGCUUAUGCAUUCCCCCCGCCCCGAACCAUAUUAAAAGGCAAAGAUUCAGAAACUGGGAAGAUUAUCUCAAAUUGUAAAAUAGCAACAACAAAAAAAAUAAUUGGUGAAUAGACAUUACUUGCGCGGGGUUAUUUUUUAGAGGUUUUACCGAGACAGACAUAAUUAGCCAACUGAUAUCACGAUGCUAAUAGAGAUAUUUACUGCUUCAAAGUGUAUUUGCAGUGUUGUGAAGCACUCCAGUGAAUUUCUUUUGUUUUGGAAGAAAGUAACUGGGAUUUUUUUUUUUUUCCCCUUCCCCUCUGUGGUGGGUGCAGCAGAGAUGGGGGACAGGACGGGAUGGGACCCCUGUGCUCCCCACUGCCUUCCCCUUGGCUGCUGCCUGCGCUGCCAGCUCGGUGGCACCCGAUGGCUUUGCCCUGCCCUUUCCCUACAUCUUUUAUUACCAGAAUUGCCUUGAUUUAACCCAGCUUGCCGGUGGACAAAGACGGUCGGGAUUGCUUCUCUAAAUAACCCCCUUUGGCAGGGCUGGCUGGACAAGGGAGAGGGAAAGGUUGUGCGCAGGUAAUGCUUUAAUCACCCUUUUAAUUGUGCUUUCCCGCUAGGAACCAGCCUAGCUCCAGCUUGAACCCUGUGCUUGCUCCCACGCUGCCGGAGAUUGCCCAGCAGCCGCCAUGGCUUGUUGUGCAAGCUGGUUUUUCUUGGGGUAACUCACUCCCCAGGGUAAAGACCACAUCUUUUUCUCCUCCUUCCACCAAGAUAGGUUGAUGCCAUCACUUCCAAAAACAUCGAGUGACGGCACCUGGCUGCAGAUGGGACAGCCUGUGCCUGCGAGAGUAAGGGAGGUGCCUCAUUUUAGUUUAUAUUUGACCCAUGGAGGAAAACACAAAGAAAAAAUGCUUAUUUUUUUUGCUUUCUUCCUGUAAGGCACCACACACCCAGUUAUUGAAAGGGUAAUUAUACACCAGACGAGUGUUUGUUUAUAAAAGAAGUGUGAUUCACGGUUGCCAGGCCUGCCACAGGAGCUGGAAAGGGUUAACAACCUAAAAUUAUAUUGGUCCAACCGGAGAACCAUAAACAGGAAGUUCUCCAGAAAAAUUUAAAUUUAAACCUGGUGACUCAGGUUGGCUUGUGCUCCCUGAGCUGCUCAGGAGGUACGCAUGGGUUGCAGCCCCGGUUUAUUACCGGUGGCUAAUUACACUGUUGGUUCGAAAACAGCGGCGAAGAUGGGCAGAAGCGAGGCCGGGAGGGAUCAGGUUGUCGGAUAAUCUUGGUUUUCCUUCAUCCACGUGAAUGGCGAGUUGCUUCGUCUCAAGCACUUUCUCCCAUCGCGUGGCAUUGCUCAUAGCUGGGUUUUAUAGCACGUUAUGCUAAUAAAAAUGUUUUCUGGGGUUCCAGUUGUCCGAUUGAGCGGUGUUAUAGCAGCGCCGGUGCAGGGGAACUUGUAAGUAAAGCUGAUGAGAAGCAAACGGAGAACCAGCCACACGUUUGCUGCCCAGCAGUGAGAAAAGGCAGCUGGGGAGGCAAUGUGAGCAGCGGCCAAGCCAGAGUCCUAAAAUGCAUGUUACUAGCUUAGGCUUUGGGUAGCAGUGUGAGAAUUUGGACUGGUCCAAGAGAGGACUCAGGCACCUUCCCAGGAAGCGCUUGGUGCAGAUUUGGGAUGGGAUGCCAGUGCCACUGAGCCAUAGGCACGCUCUAGGUGAGGCAUCUCUGGGAAAAGAUACUUGCAUUUCAUCAUGAGACCAAUUUUUUCUUUCUAGUUAAAGCAGUAUGAUGCAGAAAACGUUGGGAGAUUUUGGGUGAGAUGCUUUAACGAAGCAGCACCUCUUUAACUUAAUUAAAUACAUUGAAAACAGCAGCUGAAUUCCCGGAUUUUUAUUAUACUGAUAGGUGAAAGAAAUCCAAUUAUUUUCAGGAUGGCUGUGCGGCUGUAACCAUCUGACCCAGCCACCCUUACAUAUGUUGUGUAAUUUAUUUUGAGUACUCUUCACCUUUGAGCUAGCUCGCGUGGGGAAAAUCAUUCAGGUAACCCAGUUUUUACUAGCAACCAUAUUACAGAUUUUAAGAAUGAAGGCUGCUCUGCUGGCAGGUGAGCCGCUCCUACAGCUGUUCUAUCAGAGAAAUCCUUUGAAGCAGCUCACAGCUCCAGACACUCGGGUUGUUACUUUUUUUAAUAUCCUCUCUCUAAAUAUUUACAGGGUUUGGUUUUUUUUUUUUUAAAUUUUUUUUUUCCUCCCCUUCGGAUUUGUUUUUAAACAUAGCGUGUUCUUCAGCCGUUAUUUUGCCAAGGAAUGCCUGGAGCAUCCAUUGCAUUGAUUUGCCUUACUAGGACGGUGGGAGGGUGGGGAAAAGAGCCUGCUGUGGCUGCAGAUGGAGGUGCUGACCUCGGGGGAGACACCGGCUCUCGGGGAGGGGGAACACGCUGGAAGGGGGUGCCGCUGCCCCGGGACAAGCCCUGCUCACCCCAGAACCCAUCACCAAGGACGAGACCUGCGGGGCUGGGCUGUUUGAGGCCAGUAUCGCUUGCUCACACGUUCCCUCUUCUCUCUUUUCCAGGAUACCGUUCAAGAUCGGGCAGCCCAAGAAACAGAUUGUACCCAAGACAGCAGCAGAUACGUGGAAAGCAGAAAACAGGAAGCCCAAAGCCUUGCAACCUCACAGUGGAGAGAGACUUUGAAAGGGAAUAUGGAAAGCUUCAGCAAUUGGAAGAUCAGACCAAAAAACUUCAGAAGGAUAUGAAGAAAAGCACAGAUGCAGACUUGGCCAUGUCCAAGUCGGCUGUCAAAAUCUCUUCGGACCUGUUGUCUAACCCCUUGUGUGAACAGGAGCCCAGCUUUCUGGAGAUGGUCACAGCCUUCGACACAGCGAUGAAGAGGAUGGACUCUUUCAACCAGGAGAAGGUGAAUCAGAUCCAAAAGACAGUCAUAGAGCCUUUGAAAAAGUUCAGCAGCGUGUUUCCCAGCCUGAACAUGGCAGUGAAGAGACGGGAGCAAACACUGCAGGACUACAAGCGCCUCCAGUCCAAGGUGGAGAAAUACGAGGAGAAGGAGAGGACCGGGCCUGUCCUCGCCAAGCUGCACCAGGCCCGCGAAGAGCUGAGGCCGGUGAAGGAGGACUUUGAAGCCAAAAACAAGCAGCUCCUGGAGGAAAUGCCCAAGUUUUAUAGCAGCCGCAUCGAUUACUUCAAACCCAGCUUUGAGUCGCUGGUCCGGGCGCAGGUAACACACAGUACCUCCAGCAAUUUAAUUACCAAGUGGUGACAGGGCACGGGGAGCAGUGGUGGGACACUGGGCAGGUAACCAUCAGACCUUGUCCUGGCAGAAGAGUGUGUUGGCAUCUGCCAGUACCUGUGGUGAUGUGGUGGUGGCUGUCGGAUAGAAAGGACAGCUGGAGGUGAGUUUUCUCUGGUUUAUAUGGGUCUGCCUCGUAUCAGGGACACUCCGGGUACAUACAUGAUGUCUUGUGCCACGAGGUUGCCUGUGUAAUGCGGUUCAAGCCCUGGUUAUAGAUUAGCUGCUGGCAUUUGAUGGCUUUAUUUAUCUGGGUAUGUCAUCACUUUGCAUUUGUAGUCAUGAGCUCAGGGUUGGAUCUUGUUUGAGAUUAUGACAUGCUCAGGGCUCAUCUUAAGGGUCUCUUCUAGCUCUUGGUAACAGAACCGGUGUGUGCUGGCAGAGAUAGAGGCGGCUGCUGUGUAAUCUCCACACCAAGGAUUUGCAGGAAGGGGUGGCCUAAAUAAACCACAGCCUGCUUUAAUUUCCAUCCUCCAGCUUCCUUCUGUGACUUGCUGCCGCUCCUCCUCCGUCUUCCUUCUCCUCUCGCCCUUUUCUUUAGGCUGGAGAGGAACUUUAUCGGGAUCUAAUCUAGCUUUGAACUUCUGGCAUCUCGGGCGUACGUCGUGCCCUGGAUCACGGGGUGGUCCAGCACCAGGAGGUGGGCGAAACCACGUGCUGCUCCUUGCGUGGGCGUUUUCCUACGGUAUUUUUUUGGAAGGGAAUUGCUGCAGUGACACAGGUGCGGUGGGGUGGCUGCAAGGAGGUGCAAAGAGCACGUGUUUCAUCUCACCUCCGACUUGGGGGGGCCUCUCCGCAGAGCUGCCAGCAAGUUGUCUGCAGGCUGAUUCACCUACCAGAUGGUGCCGAUGCACCCUGCCGCCGCCUCAGUGGGUGCUGGGGAUGCUGUUCUUGCUGUUCCCUUAGCAAUCGGGCGCGCGGGGCUCCCUGUUCCCAGCCAUCGCAGCCGAAAUAACCAGACUCCCUGGAGCCACCGCAAAGUCUCGCUGGCCCUUCCCCCCUGCAAACCCUCUCCGGCCGCUCGCUGUGGGUGGGUUGUUUGGACGAGACCUUGAAACCCAAAUGUCACCUGCCCUGUCUGGGUGUUUGUGAUCCGCUGGCAGUUUCCUUAGAGAGCAGCUUUGCCCCUCUGUCCUUGGCCACGAUGUCCCUCGCUCUGCUCGUGCUGGCUCCCGGCUGCCAGCUGGCUCCUGCCUCGGCUCGUCGGGAGCUCGGGGGGGAGCAAUGGGCUCGGGGCACCGGGAGAUGCAGGGUGCUGUUGCCGGGGCUGUUUGUUUGCAAGACUCUCCAUUCCUACCCUCUUCUUCCUUGGGAAUCCUCUGUUUUGUUUCUUGGCUGCCUGCCCUGCCUCUCUUCAGGUGAGGAUUUUUGUUAGGAAAGGCGAGUGAGAUCGCGUUUUUGAUACCCAAGAGGCAGCGUCAUAACAAAGCUGAUGCAGCUCCUGUAGGCUAGACUAAAGCUGGUCCCAGAUGGAUGCUAAAGCAUGUCACAUCCCGCCCUCCCCGCCGACCUAGAUGGGAGCCGCAUUCCUCUUCCCCAGCGCUGGCUGCAUCCUUCCACCCCCCUGGGAGGGAUGCACCGGCACUACGGCAACUCCACUGCCGGGAGGAGAGCUCGGCAUUCCCCUGUUGCCUCCUUUGUGCCGAGGCUGGGCUCAGGCCAUCUGCCCCCUGCCCUUUCAGGAGCUCUUGCUGGGGGGGCUGCGCAGCGUUUCCCCCAUUCCAGGUGGCUGAAAUAAAAAAGAAAAGGGAAGUGACUUGCCCAAGGUAACUUAAUGAGUCAGUGGCGAGCCAGGAAUAGCACCCAGGAGCCCUGACUCACUGCAGUGGCUGCUCACCUGCAGGGACCUGGGCAGGGGAGGGCAGCCGGGGCGGGGGCUGCUGCGGUGAUGCCAGGAGCAUCCCCAUCCCAACAUCCCAGGUCUGAGCUGGCGAUGGGAGGCAUGUGAUCAGGGAUGGGGCUGUGCUGCUGCCCCAGGCCAGCCCCAUUCAUCCUGCUGCUGCUUCCCGGGUUCUCUCUCCUUCCAUGUCUCAAUGAGCUUAUUUAGCAUCUCGGGGGGGUUUCGUGUUACUCGGUGGAAUUUCUAUUUUUCAGCCUCUUCUGCGGGUACCUCUAGGAGCGAUGGUUGGCUGAUGGGGUUUGAGCGCACAUCCCUCAGGGAAAGGG
Messenger RNA from Haliaeetus leucocephalus (bald eagle), 7179 nucleotides. RefSeq names its product bridging integrator 3 (gene BIN3). The record is from RefSeq and is a predicted model, not a curated record. The coding region runs from base 4015 to 4983 and encodes 322 amino acids. Gene Ontology annotation, cellular component: cytoplasm; actin cortical patch. Gene Ontology annotation, molecular function: lipid binding; protein binding. The transcript has 9 exons. NCBI's taxonomy places the organism in Eukaryota, Metazoa, Chordata, Aves, Accipitriformes, Accipitridae. Gene Ontology annotation, biological process: endocytosis; actin cortical patch localization; plasma membrane tubulation.